Dentiscutata erythropus is the source of this 1035-nucleotide messenger RNA. The record is from the annotation of a GenBank genome assembly. NCBI's taxonomy places the organism in Eukaryota, Fungi, Glomeromycota, Glomeromycetes, Diversisporales, Gigasporaceae.
CGUAAAUCAAUAUUUUAUCCUUCAUCAAGAAAACGAUGCUUUAAAUGGAUAAAGCCCAAAGAUGCUUUUAAUACCGUCGUGUGCGUUUAUCACCUGACAGAGGCCGCUUGUUUAUUAUUACUAAUUACCGACAGCUAUCCAAAUUCGAUCUAUGCAGAAUUUUUUUGCUAUCUUUCAAGGCUUAUUGGUUAUUCUUUAGCAGUGACUGUUCCAAUUAGUUUAAUAUAUUCGACACCUGAGUCUCAAUUGUAUGCGAUAAAUUCUCGAUGGAAGCCAAAUGCUCGCCUUAAUAUUUUUGCAUUCUGGUUAAUUAUCACACCAUUUAUAACGAACGUACCAUUUUCAUUACUCACGGGCUAUUAUGCUGACAAGAACGAAGUCUUAAUCGCGUCACGUAUGUUAAUGUUAAAUUCCAUAGCUUGGUGUUUGUGGACUCUGCAAUUUGUGGUUAUUUUAUUAUAUGCUUACUACAACUUGGUCUUUAAUAUGCGGGGCUAUGUUGAUCAAAUGCGACGAAGAAACGCUGAUGAACUUAGAAUACAGGAACUACAAAUUACCAGAAAAAUCGUAAGACCAUCUUUAUUUAACGAUAUUAUUUGUUUUUUAUCAAAUCAAACUUCUGCUGAACAAACUUAUGUGAUACAAUCUUUAGAAAUGAAUCAAAUGACAACACAGAAGACGAAUGAUCAUGAAAAUGCUCGUACACCAAAGUCACAUCGCAUUGAUAAAAGACGAGAUUCCAUUGCUGAAGCUUUCAAACACUUCAUAUCAUCCUCAAAUAAUGAACCUACUUGUUUAGUAUCUGUAGGUGGGACAACAAUCGUAUCUGGACAAUUUGGACUUACAGACCAAACCGAAAUUCAUGAACCUGCUGAUAGUAUAAAUUGGCAAGAUACUAGAAGUGAUAAUUCUUUACAAUAUAAUGGAAGUAAUAGUAUAAUGAGAGCUUGGUUGAUAGAGAAACCGUUAAGAUGCGAUUUAGAUAAUAAAAAUGAAAAAAGCGAUUCACGUAAAAUAUGUAACAAUAAUUUAUGA